AUGCAACAGAACCACGCCAGGAGCCCCAGACUGCACCUGCUUUACCUGCACCUGCACCAGCUUUACCUGUACCUGCUUUACCUGCACUUGUACCAGCUUUACCUGCAGCUGCUUUACCUGUACCUGUACCAGCUUUACCUGUACCUGCUUUACCUGCACUUGUACCAGCUUUACCUGCAGCUGCUUUACCUGUACCUGUACCUGCUUUACCUGUACCUGUACCUGCUUUACCUGCACCUGUACCAGCUUUACCUGUACCAGCUUUACCUGCACCUGCUCUACCUGUACCUGUACCUGUACCUGCUUUACCUGCACCUGUACCAGCUUUACCUGCACCUGCUUUACCUGCACCUGCUCUACCUGUACCUGCUUUACCUGCACCUGUACCUGCUUUACCUGCACCUGCUUUACCUGCACCUGCUCUACCUGUACCUGCUUUACCUGCACCUGUACCAGCUUUACCUGCACCUGCUUUACCUGUACCUGUACCUGCUUUACCUGUACCUGCUUUACCUGCACCUGUAA
Messenger RNA from Agelaius phoeniceus (red-winged blackbird), 525 nucleotides. The record is from RefSeq and is a predicted model, not a curated record. NCBI's taxonomy places the organism in Eukaryota, Metazoa, Chordata, Aves, Passeriformes, Icteridae.